AUGCCGAACAAAAAAGCCAAGUUGCAGCAUCUGCCCACAAAGGCACCAGAAGGGGAUGCUAAGGGGUCUUCGUACUCCAACACGUUUGCCAUGGAAGAGAGGAUGUUCAAGAGGUUGAUGAAACUUCGAAAAGAAGCUGUAGUAAAGCAUGUUUAUUAUGACCUGCUUGCAGUUUUUUUAAUGCAGGAGUUUCCAGGGAUUCACAUCCAAGAGAUCAUUACCAUGAUCAAAGAGGCCUUUAAUGAAACUUCACCACCCCAAGUUAUGCUGCAUAAGCAAUACCAGGAUGCGGUUUUACAGAAAAUGGUGAUUCUGUUGGAUGAAAGCAGAAGGUGUUGCGGAGUUGGGGUCCCACGACUGGAGGAGAAUUUGCUAAGUGUUCAUCCAUCAGCAGAGAAAUCAUGGCCCACAACACCUUACCCACUGAACGAGAGCAACAAAGGAACCAAACGGAUUGCAAAGGGGCUUGAAGAAGACGCCAAAGCUGCUUCAGUAUUGUUUCAAACUUACGGGUACGGGGAAGGUGCUAAAAACUACAAAGGUGUUUCGGAUCUGAAAAUCAAACAUUACAAUAAAAAAAUAGUAGUAUCUCAACUGCAAGGCAUCGAUCCGAUUUGGAAAGAGAAAACCCCCCCUGCUCUUCCAAAUCCGCUCUGA
Molecule: messenger RNA, 657 nt
Organism: Puccinia triticina
Lineage: Eukaryota; Fungi; Basidiomycota; Pucciniomycetes; Pucciniales; Pucciniaceae
Exons: 5
Coding region: 1-657 (218 amino acids)
Source: RefSeq, a predicted model, not a curated record